This is a messenger RNA of Periconia digitata, 1497 nucleotides long. NCBI's taxonomy places the organism in Eukaryota, Fungi, Ascomycota, Dothideomycetes, Pleosporales, Periconiaceae. The record is from the annotation of a GenBank genome assembly.
ACCUGCCUCGUCUCAGCCCUGCCGCUAUUCAAUCUACCCACCACCAACCCCCCCGUCACCAUGAAAUUAUCUCUGCAAUUGACCGUCUUGCUGCCGUCGCUUCUACACUCCAACCCUUCAGUGCUGGCAUUGCCCGCCGCGAAACCCCAAAAACCUCCAGUGUGCAUCAUCGGCGCAGGUCCAGCAGGUUUAUCUGCAGCCGGCCGCCUCGAGGCAAAGGGAAUUGAAGCCAUCGUAUUCGAGAAGCAGUCCGAACUUGGCGGGAAAUGUCAAUCAUACUACAACGAAGAAGGCAUAUUCCAUCCCCUUGGCGCUGCUUUUUUCUCGAAUGCAUCUCAUCCCAACACACUAAGGCUCGCCACUGAAUCCGGCGUCCAUUUUGAGGAAUUUGCGCUUGCCGGCGCAAGACAACAAUUCUUGUUCAAUGUUUCUACGGGCGCCACUGAACCUGUGCCACCGUUGACUGUGGCAUUCCAACAGCUGGUUGCUGCCGAAAUACCGCGAUACAUUAAUCUGUGGAAUCAACAUUUUGCGCCUGUCAGUACUGCGAAUUACAAGAAAGGUGUACCCGAAAAUCUUACCGUAUCCGGCUCGGAAUGGUUCCGAGCCAACAACUUCACGGCCCUACCCAUCGUUCUGGUCAAUCCACUUGCUUUGUAUGGAUACGGGGAUCUUAGAGCGGUUCCAGCGCUUUAUAUCUUGCAGUACUUCACACCCGACUUGCUCACUGGAUUUCUUGGGCAGCAUGCUGUCUAUUACAUGGACUUUCACAAGAUGCUCGCUGAAUGGGUCAAGAAAAAGGCCUGCAAAACAACCAUCAAUCUUUCUCACGAAGUGCGUUGCAUAGACCGCUCGGAGAAAAAUCCUGUCAUCAAAUACACCAAGCCCCAUGGAAACUUCUACAAAUGGGGAAAACAAGAAUGCGAUUCCUUGAUCUUCGCAUUCCCGCCCACCAUCGAAAAUCUGGAGAGGACGGGUCUAGAUCUAACCGAAGAAGAGCACGAUGUGUUCAAAGACGUCGGCAUCAUGAACUACUACUCGUCCGCGGUGGAGCUCGAGCUCCCUUUCGGUGUGUCCUACAUCGCAAACUCCUCGUCCCCUGAAGUGCCCCCGCCAAACAACGGUCAGCCCGUCGCCGUGCUGCGUCUCAGCCCCAAAUCCAACAUUUCGACAUCGUGGUCAUGGGGCCCGUAUGGGGAGUACCAAGCACAAUCCACAGCCCGCGAUCUUCUCAACACCACCCUUUCCUCCCUCAACAAAGAUCCGAGGAACGUCACUGGACUAGGUCAUCCGCUCGGCACCAAUAGCAUCCGCGAAUUCAGGAAGUGGGACUAUUUCCCGCACUUUGACGCGGAACCGCUCAAGAAUGGCGCAUACGCCAGGUUCAACCGCCUCCAGGGCUGCAACAAGAGUUUUUGGGCCAGCGCACUCAGUGGCAUGGAGCUCGUUGAGUGGGCUGUCCAGGCGGGGCAGGAUAUCGUCGAUACGUAUUACUGA